UUUUUCCAGUUACCAUCUAUAUUUUGGGGUCUGAUUUUACAAGUUACCAGAUUAGAAAUGGAAAAGCGGAAAUUCAUUUUGUUUAGCACUUAGCAGUGGGAUGGCAAAUGGACCAACCAAUCAUUCCUGAAAAAAACCCAGCGGCUGAAGAUAUCGAGUGUGUGCCUGUUGGUUCUUUCCUCUCUCUCUCUCUCUCUCUCUCCGUUUCUAGUUCGUCUCUCGUUUUUUGAUUGAUUCGUGUUAAAAUUAUCCGGUCCAUCUUAUCCGUGUUCAUCCUGAUAAAACACUCUGUUAUCCAUUUGUUUAUCUUCAUUUGAUGAGAAUUUAGCCAACCCAGAAUUUUGAUUCUUGUUAUCUGUGGCAGAAAGUUUCAAACUUUGUAGCAUAUUUUUAGCUCUGUCAAUGGCGGUUCUUGUAAAUUAUGUGUCUCCAAUUGCACACCCAUUGCCAGAAACCACCAGAAAAACUUGUGGGUUCUUCUCCCACAUCAGGAAUCUCCAACCCCUUUCCCUUAGCAAGGGAUUUUCCAGAGUUUUGGCGGCUUCCCAGAUCACGAUUUCUCCGAAAGACACCGUUUUCGCCUUGCCCAACUGGAGGCAUGCCAAGAAUGACAGAAGAAGUAAGGAGCUCAGACUCAUUGAUGCCUUUGUGCAUUUGGAGUCUAUGGUGGGGAAGGACCAGAAGCCUGAUGUGGCUCAGGCAACUCAGCUCUUGUAUGACCUCUGCAAAGCGAAUAAGAUGCGAAAGGCGGUCAGAGUCAUCGAAAUGAUGGUUGUUUCCGGCAUUAUACCUGAUGCAGCUUCUUAUACUUUCUUGGUGAAUUACUUGUGUAAAAGAGGGAACAUUGGGUAUGCAAUGCAGCUGGUAGAGAAGAUGGAGGAGUACGGAUAUCCGACGAAUACUGUGACCUACAAUUCGCUCGUCAGAGGGCUUUGCGUUCGUGGAAACUUGAAUCAGAGCUUGCAGCUUUUGGAUAGACUGAUACAGAAGGGUCUGGUUCCGAAUGUUUAUACGUACUCUUUCUUACUUGAAGCUGCUUAUAAGGAAAGAGGGGUCAAUGAAGCCAUGAAGCUCCUGCAGGAGAUAAUUGCUAAAGGUGGAAAGCCUAAUGUGGUCAGUUACAAUGUCUUGUUAACUGGUUUGUGCAAGGAAGGUAGGACUGAUGAGGCAUUUCGGCUCUUUAGGAGUUUGCCUUCGAUGGGGUUCGAUCCAAAUGUUGUGAGCUAUAACAUCGUACUAAGGAGUUUGUGUCACGAGGGUAGGUGGGAAGAGGCAAAUGUGCUUUUGUCUGAGAUGGAAGGAGAGGAUCGAGCCCCUUCCAUAGUUACGUAUAACAUCUUAAUUGGUUCACUUGCACUUCAUGGUAGAACUGAACAUGCUCUUCAAGUUUUGGACGAAAUGCAGAGAGGUCGGUUCAAGCCUACUGCUGCCAGCUACAAUCCGAUCAUUGCUCAUCUCUGCAAAGAGGGGAAAGUGGAUGGUGCGGUCAAGUGUCUAGACCAAAUGGUUCAUCGGCGGUGUAAUCCUAAUGAGGGAACAUUCAAUGCCAUUGCUGUGCUAUGUGAGGAAGGUUUGGUGCCAGAGGCAUUCUCUAUCAUUCAAAGCCUCUGCAAUAAACAAAAGUGCUCCAGCUACGAGUUGUACAAAAACGUAAUCACAAGCUUAUGUCGGAAAGGGAACACGUUUCCAGCGUUUCAGAUAUUGUACGAAAUGACCAAGCACGGUUUCACUCCAGAUUCUUAUACGUAUUCAUCUCUGAUCAGAGGAUUGUGUUUGGAGGGUAUGCUGGAUGAGGCCAUGGAGAUUUUCAAGGUAAUGGAAGAAAACAGCCUUAGGCCUGAUACGGACAAUUUCAAUGCCCUUAUACUCGGUUUCUGCAAGUCUCGAAGAACAGACUUGUCCUUCCAGGUUUUUGAGAUGAUGAUAGAGAAAGGGCGUAUGCCUAACGAAAUGACCUACACCAUUCUUGUGGAAGGGAUUGCGCACGAAGGAGAACUGGAACUGGCAGCCAGAGUCUUAAAAGAGUUGCACCUGAGACAUGUAGUGAGUCCGAAUACAGUGGAAAGACUGGUUAUGCAGUACGACUUUGAGGAUUUACCGGGAUAGAAACGAAGGAAAACAAAACGGAAAUACUGUGACAGGAGAGAAAAGCAAGCAAGAUUAUGGCCAAGUCGUCUCUAGGGCCAAGAAGUUUUGGAAACUCAAUUCCGGCAGGCUGUUCAAUCGUAUGGUGUAGAUCGAUCGAUGAGGGAAGAAAGGAAACAAUAGGAGAUGCAUUCCUUAUGACCAUUGACAUAUAUAUUCAGGCUUUGGAACUGGGCAGCAUUGAACAAGUUCAAGACAAAGAAGUUUUGCUCUAGACUCUUACUUUAUUUACUUGAAGCUAAUUAUUUUAUGAGAGGCUUUAACUCUGGAGAGAACUUGCAUUCUUCAGUUUUGUUCCGUAAAUUAAGUCUAACAGCUGUUCUGAGAUGUGUUUCAAACUACAUGUUGGUACCACUUGAAGAACAAAACUCAGAGAUCCGUUUCAAACUUUUACUCGUUUAA
Molecule: messenger RNA, 2547 nt
Organism: Malus domestica (apple)
Lineage: Eukaryota; Viridiplantae; Streptophyta; Magnoliopsida; Rosales; Rosaceae
Product: pentatricopeptide repeat-containing protein At1g79080, chloroplastic-like
Molecular function (GO): protein binding
Source: RefSeq, a predicted model, not a curated record